GCGAAAUCUAUCUCCGUAUCCUCCUCAAUCUUUCUCAGUCGCCGUUAAUUAUCAAUCAUGACCAAGAUCGAUGACCUCCGUCGAUUCAUUCUCCCCUGCAUCUUCCCUUCCACUGCCGCCACCACCAGGUCCACUACCACCAGCAAGAAACGUCUCAGCACCUCCCUCCGUGAUGACCUCCCAGACGAGAACGAACCCGCCUCCCAAGAACCCUUGAAACCUACCGAAGUUCCCGAUUCUCCAAAUUCUACCGUUGCCACCGUAACGGCACAUCCCCGCCCCUCCAAGACCAUGGUCAUCUGCACCAUCUUCGGGACACGGAAGGGCCACGUAUGGUUCUGCGUUCAACACGAUCGUCUCUCCUCCAAACCCACUCUUCUUCUUGAACUUUCAAUCCCUACUCAUCAAUUUGUUCAAGAAAUGCGGUGCGGGCUUGUCCGGGUGGCCCUAGAAUCCGACCGACCCGAAUUCAUUUCACGCCCUCUCCGCUCUGUCCCUGUUUGGACCCUGUCCUAUAACGGAAAAAGGGUCGGGUUUGCAGUGAGGAGGAGGGCAAGCGAGCAGAACCGUCUGAUGUUGAAGACCAUGCAGAGCAUGACGGUCGGUGCGGGUGUUAUACCAGCCGGGUUCGGGUCUUCGGAAACAGAGGAGAUCAUGUACAUGCGGGCAAAUUACGAGCACAUUGUGGGUAGUGCUGAUUCGGAGUCGUUUCACUUGAUUAACCCUGACGAGUGCUCUGGUCAAGAACUCAGCGUGUUCUUGAUGAGGUCCAGGUAAUCUUGUCAUGGUUUCUAUUUGAAUGACCAGAAAAUGGAAGUUUUCUGGGAUUUCUUUUGUGGGGGAGGAUUGAAAACUAUGCGUUUUCCUGUUUUUGGGGAUUCUUUAUCAAGAAUUUUGAGAAAGAGCAGAUAUUGGUAGAGAAAACUUGACGUAUUGUUAUCUCUGAUUUAAAAUUUUUGGGCCACUUUUUGUUUGGAGGAUGGGAUUUUUUUGUUCAUAGUGUUGCUUGGCCGGUAAUUAUGUAAUUUUCUAGGUUGAUCUUUUCUUGUUCCUCUUUCUUCUUUUCACUUCAAAAGGUGUAAAUGAA
This is a messenger RNA of Tripterygium wilfordii, 1087 nucleotides long. Its product is annotated as protein MIZU-KUSSEI 1. Lineage: Eukaryota; Viridiplantae; Streptophyta; Magnoliopsida; Celastrales; Celastraceae. The coding region runs from base 58 to 777 and encodes 239 amino acids. The record is from RefSeq and is a predicted model, not a curated record. The transcript has a single exon. Gene Ontology annotation, biological process: hydrotropism.